Molecule: messenger RNA, 2175 nt
Organism: Parnassius apollo (apollo)
Lineage: Eukaryota; Metazoa; Arthropoda; Insecta; Lepidoptera; Papilionidae
Source: the annotation of a GenBank genome assembly
AUGCCUCAUGCGCACUCGAGUUCAGCGGCGAGCUCGGGCGGCGACGACCUGGGCUCCACAGAUGAGGUGAAGGUGUUUAAGGACGAAGGUGACGGAGAAGACGAAAAGCGAAGCUCUGAGAACCUUCUCGAAGAGAAGUCUAGUCUUAUUGAUUGGACCGAGAGUGAGGAAAAAUCGGGUGAACCUUAUUCUGGAAAAUUAUCUGUGAAAUCGGAUUUAAGUCCCGUUUUUGGUAAAUUCGAGCCGCAUCCAGCUGCAAGUUUUAACAUGGGCUACCUCGUGACACCUUACCCCUAUCCCAAUGGUGGAGCGCAUCCCCUGCCCGUCUCUAUGACCAGUAAGAUGGGUCUACCUGCAGGUGGCGGUCUUUCACUGUUCUGCCCGGGUGGUGACUUAGGGCAGCCACCGCCUGCGCAUAUGGGCAUCCCUCCGCCCUAUCAGCUGGACUCCAAACUGGCAGCGGGUUUAGCGCGGACACCCAUGUACCCUUUCCCAGGGGGUACAUAUCCUUACCCUAUGCUCAGUCCGGAGAUGUCACAAGUAGCGGCGUCGUGGCAUACUCCGAGCAUGUAUCCGAUUUCUUCGGCUGCCAGUGGCUUCCGAAGCCCAUACCCCACGUCGCUACCAAUCAGCAGUUCUAGUCUUUCAAGAUAUACAUUUUAUACAGCACGACGCGAAGCUGAUGAAUCUUGCGAAGACUGGGCGUGUCGGCUGCAAAACCUUGCGUCAAAGUGUAAUUUUGGAAAUGAAGAAACUAUCGUUGUCCGCGAUAUUUUUGUGUCCGGAUAUGGAUCAGGUGCCGUACAAAACCGUCUUUUUGAAGAAGACCCAUCCAGCACUAGCACAACUCUUUCGAAACUUAUCGCAUUAGCUAGCGUCUUAGAGACACCUAUCAGCGAAAAAACACUAAACGAAACAAUCAAGGAUGAACCAUUAGACGACCUGCUGUAUACAAGUGAAUCUGAGUUAUAUCGGUUCUCGCCGACGUUGGGCGGCGGGCUAGGGCUUGGAUUGAGCCCAGCGUUGGUCCCAGCGCCGCCAUCUAAAGUGGACAUCUUUUCACACCAUCCAAGAUCACAGGUAGAGAAGAGUAGUGGUAGCAGCGCAAGCGAAAAACAAUCCGAAGGUACGGCCAACACGAACAAUAAAGAGCAAAACAAGAAGCCCCACAUAAAGAAACCCCUAAACGCCUUCAUGUUAUACAUGAAAGAAAUGAGGGCAAAAGUUGUAGCUGAAUGCACCCUCAAGGAGUCCGCAGCGAUCAACCAGAUCCUUGGCAGACGGUGGCAUUCAUUGAGUCGCGAGGAGCAGGCAAAAUACUAUGAGAAAGCGAGGCAAGAGAGACAGCUCCAUAUGCAGCUAUACCCCGGGUGGAGCGCGAGGGACAACUACGGUUACGGUUCCAAAAAGAAAAAGCGGAAAAAGGACCGAGGUCCCGCUGAAUUGGGAGGAUCAAAAUUGCCGUGGGGACGCGAACAGCGGGCUGUUUUUCUAGCACCAGCUUUUAGGACGGGGCCGAGCCGUGUUGGGCCGCCGUCGAAGUGCAUUUCUCUUUUCUUUCCAUAUUGCUGCCCAUUGACGGUACAGUGGCACGCACUCGGCCGGGAGGAACAAGCCAAGUAUUACGAGUUGGCGCGUCGGGAACGCCAGCUACACAUGCAACUCUAUCCCGAUUGGUCGUCUAGGGCUAAUACGCAAAGGGGCAAGAAGAGGAAACGAAAACAGGAGACAAUCGAUGGAGGAAAUAAUUUGAAGAAAUGUCGGGCGCGAUAUGGCCUCGAUCAACAAAACCAAUGGUGCAAACCUUGCAGGCGGAAGAAGAAGUGCGUACGUUACUUAGAAGCGCUGGCGGCGGCGUCCGGGAGCGUGCCGCACCCGAUGGCGACACCCCAGUCGCCCUGCUCUGAGGAGGACGUGAAGCUGGAGGAGCUCUCGGACGCGUCGAGCGAUGGUGAGGCCGACACGCCGCUCAACUCUGCGUCGAGCCCCGGCGGGCUCAGCGCGCUGUCGUCGCUCGCGUCGCCCGCCUCCGACCCGCCGCCCCCACCCCGACACCCCGUCGGCACCAACCCCCGCGACGCCAACAACCCCCUCUCAGUCGGCCAACUCACUUCCCAGUCGUGGCCGCGAGCUGCCCAAACCCGACCCGGACACGAGGUCAUAUCGGUGUCCUAG